AUGGGUGGAGAGCGUUGUGGAACUAAGACUCCCCGUCUUGGUCUAUGGACACAUGAUUCUCGCUAUCCAAGAAUCUUCCCACGCCUGGAAAAUCUGUCUCUUUCCUUGGAUGUGGAUGGUGACGACGAUGAAGACAUGACUGAUAUAGAAGAUUGGGCAUUUCUAUAUAGCGCUGCUGCCAAGAGUCCGGCUUUUUGUGGCGUUUGCAACCUCGAAUUGGACGAACAUAAUAGUGAUGUGCCAAUGAUUGGUUGUGACGGAGGGUAUUGUGAAAAUUCAUGGUAUCAUUUUCUUUGCGUCGGACUGCUUAUAGCCCCUACUUCUGUAAAGAUCCUCAAUCCUCUAUCAGACGAGAAGGGUUAUAGCUCAGAAUCACUUGCCGAUUAUGGUGGAUUAUUCGUAUGGAAAGAGAGUGAUGAUGACUCUAGUGAUAGCGAUCACAUUGAAGAGCUUUCUCAGCCAGAGGAAGAAGAUCACGGUGACCCAUUGAUAGAUUGGAAAGGGGGUAAUUUUACGAUCGGCAGCGAUUGUUUCUCCGACUCUACCGUCGAUUCUGACUUGGCGGCCGAUGAAGACGAAAUGUUCCAAGAUAUGGCCAACGAAAAAAAAUCCGAUUUCAACGACAAUCCCGACAACUCAGAUAUUCGAGAGGGUGGUUUAUCUUGCCAGUUUCCUGAUUGUGUAAACACUUUCAUGGGGGCUACUUUUGCAUCUCACUAUGUUCUUGCCAGGCAUGCGAAGCAACAUGACGAGUUGACUCUAAUCUGCCACGAGCCUCAGUGUUCAGGAAGACGGAAAUUUUCUACGAAGAAAAGUCUUGCAACACAUUGUACACGUUUCCAUGAAGUCCAAGAUACUGAGGUCAACUGCGGCAUCAAAGACCGAAGUGGACUUCUAACUCAAUUUAAUUCGAGUUCUUUGUUUAUGAUGUCUACAGAAGCCCUUUUAAAGUUAAUAGAGAGCUAA
This is a messenger RNA of Mollisia scopiformis, 966 nucleotides long. RefSeq lists its product as uncharacterized. The record is from RefSeq and is a predicted model, not a curated record. Bases 1 to 966 code for a protein of 321 amino acids. The transcript has 2 exons. Lineage: Eukaryota; Fungi; Ascomycota; Leotiomycetes; Helotiales; Mollisiaceae.